CACCUGCUCCCGCCUCCCGGAGCCCCGACCCGGCCCCGCCGGCCCUGCCCCCUGCGCCGCCCGCCCCCCGUGCCCGCGUGCGCGCCGGCGCGCGCCCAGAGGCCGAGCGUGGAGGAUGCGGCGAACCGGAGCCGUCCCGAGCCGCGCGCGCUGACCGCCUGCCCGGGAGGAGGAGGAGGCGCCUAGACGGUUGCCUCAUUUCUUGUUUUCCCUCUCCUGCUCCACCACCCCAUCCCCUCCCCCAUCCCCCGUAAUUACAUUGGCUGCUGGAAGGGACCGGGAGAGACGGAGGAGGCGCCUGGUGGCCCCCCGCAAGCCAGCCACCCCUGCUCUUCCCCCGUCCCGGGCCAGGAUGACUGGAGUCUUUGACAGUCUGGUGGCUGAUAUGCACUCGACCCAGAUUGCGGCCUCCAGCACCUACCACCAGCACCAGCAACCCCCAAGCGGCGGCGGCGCGGGCCCCGGCGGUGGCGGCAGCAGCGGCCUGCACAAGCCCCAGGAGUCGCCUACCCUUCCGGUGUCCACCGCCACCGACAGCAGCUACUACAACAACCAGCAGCACCCGGCGGGCGGCGGCGCGGGGGGCUCGCCCUAUGCGCACAUGGGUUCCUACCAAUACCACGCCAGCGGCCUCAACAACGUCCCUUACCCGGCCAAGGGCAGCUACGACCUGAGCUACACUGCCGCCUACACCUCCUACGCGCCCUACGGAGCCAGUUCGUCCCCAGCCAACAACGAGCCGGAGAAAGAGGACCUGGAGCCUGAAAUCCGGAUAGUGAACGGGAAGCCAAAGAAAGUCCGGAAACCUCGCACCAUCUACUCCAGUUUUCAGCUGGCGGCCCUGCAGCGGCGAUUCCAGAAGACUCAGUACCUGGCGCUGCCCGAGCGAGCCGAGCUGGCAGCGUCUCUGGGCCUCACUCAGACUCAGGUCAAAAUCUGGUUCCAGAACCGCCGGUCCAAGUUCAAGAAGAUGUGGAAGAGCGGGGAGAUCCCGUCGGAGCAACACCCAGGGGCCAGCGCCUCGCCCCCUUGUGCUUCGCCGCCGGUCUCGGCGCCGGCCUCCUGGGACUUCGGCGGGCCACAGCGCAUGGCGGGCGGCGGCGGCCCGGGCAGCGGCGGCAGCGGCGCGGGCAGUUCUGGCUCCAGCCCCAGCAGCGCCGCCUCGGCUUUCCUGGGGAACUACCCGUGGUACCACCAGGCCUCGGGCUCCGCGUCACACCUGCAGGCCGCGGCACCGCUGCUGCACCCUGCGCAGACCCCGCAGCCGCAUCACCACCACCAUCACCACCACAGCGGCGGGGGCGGCGCCCCGGUGAGCGCGGGCGCGAUCUUCUAAGGCCAAGGAGACCGGUCAGAGACUGAGACGGCAGAGAGGCCAGGG
This is a messenger RNA of Ochotona princeps (American pika), 1381 nucleotides long. RefSeq names its product distal-less homeobox 2 (gene DLX2). The record is from RefSeq and is a predicted model, not a curated record. Gene Ontology annotation, molecular function: DNA-binding transcription factor activity, RNA polymerase II-specific; RNA polymerase II cis-regulatory region sequence-specific DNA binding. Gene Ontology annotation, biological process: negative regulation of transcription by RNA polymerase II; embryo development; cell differentiation. Lineage: Eukaryota; Metazoa; Chordata; Mammalia; Lagomorpha; Ochotonidae. The transcript has 3 exons. The coding region runs from base 353 to 1336 and encodes 327 amino acids.